UCGUGGUUGUGUUCACUGUCAAUGUGACAAUUAUUGUAAUGAAAUGGAUUAUUGGACUAUUCUUUUAAGGUUGGCGCAAAAUUUUGCAGUUUAUGCUAUUCUAAGAGUUACUUUUAAAUUAAUUUGGCCGUAUUUAUCGACUGCUAAAAAUUUAGUGAUGAAAAAUACAAAAGUGAAGUAAUUAAUAUCGUAAAUUCCAAAUUUAAGUGAAAAUGGCGGAUUCGGAAACGUUUUUAACUAGCAAUAGACGAGACUACAAAUGGCCAUAUCCAAAGCCAAUGGUUUCUAGACCUUCUGAACCUCCAGCACGCGCCAAACCUAACAAUGAUUACGUGGCUACACUAGUAGAACCUUAUUGUCACUGUGAUUUCCAUCUAUACGAACCAGAAAUGGGAAGGUACAAAAAACUGGCUCAAAAAGAAAUGCAGCUUUACAAGGAACUAGAAGAACUCAGUAAGAAGAUGGCAAUAUUAUCCAGCGAUAUCCUUGACCAUCCUUGUGACAAUGAUGAUGAAAAAAUGGAGACUAUCUAUCAAACAGAUUUUAUUAAAAAAGGCUUACCUGUUACUGCAUAUAAAAAACUGAUGGCAGCUAUCGAUUCUCCAGUAGGAAUUCCAGUUAAAGGAGAAGUUAUAGGAUUAGGUCGCGGACAGAGAGAUCCUACUAAAUUCAGGACCAGUACCUUCCCUAAGCCGUUUGUAGAUGUUUGUCCACAAAUCAGUUUCCAAAGAACACCAACAGCAAUAGAUGAGUGGUUUGUACACAGAACGGGUAACAGCGAGUACUAUGAUACUAUUAACAAUAUGGGUGUUAAUAUUAUGAGGUCUCGUCAACAGUAUACUAAACCUCUGCUUACAAGUAGAGGUAAAGAAGACGACCCUUGUCGCUAAGUACCAUAAAUAUCCUCAUUGAUUUAUUAAGAAAUAAAACAAAUAUUUUUUUGGUUUCAA
This is a messenger RNA of Diorhabda carinulata, 950 nucleotides long. RefSeq lists its product as uncharacterized. The transcript is spliced from 4 exons. Lineage: Eukaryota; Metazoa; Arthropoda; Insecta; Coleoptera; Chrysomelidae. Bases 213 to 890 code for a protein of 225 amino acids. The record is from RefSeq and is a predicted model, not a curated record.